Molecule: messenger RNA, 1885 nt
Organism: Dothidotthia symphoricarpi CBS 119687
Lineage: Eukaryota; Fungi; Ascomycota; Dothideomycetes; Pleosporales; Dothidotthiaceae
Product: MFS general substrate transporter
Exons: 3
Coding region: 161-1786 (541 amino acids)
Biological process (GO): transmembrane transport
Molecular function (GO): transmembrane transporter activity
Source: RefSeq, a predicted model, not a curated record
CACUCGCACCCUGCUCAUUUCGUUUCCUUUAUCUUCGUUGCUUCCCUACACUUCACAUUUCUGUAUCAAACUUUCUACAUCAACUGCCAGUGUGUGUUACAACGAGACCUAGUGCGCUUUCGUUGAUUUCUUCCACAGUUUGAGUAUACAUCCACUCACAAUGGCAACACCUGCCUCAUUACCGAACCCUGUUCGCGACACUCAAGAUCUCAAAGACGAAAAAGCUGUCGACGCCUACCAGCACGGCCACGAUGCAGACCUGAUUCCCCCACCAGAUGUAUUCAACCAAGACUUGGAGAAGGGCGCGCACAGCCAUGCAAACUCAGUACACAGCGGUGAACGAACUCUGACGAGCGAGGCGCCGGUUCAAGAAGAGGAGCGAGAUCCCGAUAUCGUGGACUGGGAUGGCCCAGAUGAUCCCCAAAACCCACAAAAUUGGACUGCGGGGAAGAAGUGGCAGAUCAUAGCCGCGCUAGGCUUUAUUACUCUCAUCACACCCUUGGCGUCGUCCUUCUUCGCUCCUGGCGUUCCCCAUGUCUUGGCAGCCUUCAACGAGACGUCCAAAUUGAUGGCCACUUUCGUCGUAUCAGUCUAUAUUCUCGGAUUCGCAAUCGGCCCCCUGAUCAUCGCGCCCCUGUCAGAGCUAUAUGGCCGUAUGCUACUGUACAAUAUCUGCAACGUGCUGUUCAUCGUCUUCAACAUUGGCUGCGCGGCUUCCAACUCCAUGGGCAUGUUAAUAGCCUUCCGACUUCUCGCUGGAUGCGCUGGAAGUUGCCCGUUGACGAUCGGGGGUGGAACCGUUUCAGACAUGUUCCCUCUGCAACAGCGAGCAGGUGCUAUGGCGAUAUAUUCAAUCGGACCUCUACUUGGUCCUGUCAUCGGUCCCGUUUGCGGUGGAUUCCUCGUCGAGACAGCUUCAUGGCGCUGGGUAUUCUGGAUACUGGCCAUCGCUGGGGGUAUCUCUGGAAUUUCGCUCUACAUUGUCGGCCGCGAAACAUAUGCCACCACAAUCCUGGAGCGCAAAGCCGCACGCCUUCGAAAGGAAACAGGAAACCCGAAUCUACGCUCCAAACUCGCAAGCGGACUACCAGCGAAGGAGAUCUUUAUCCGAGCCAUCACACGACCCAUGAAAAUGCUUUUCUUGUCACCCAUUGUGGGACUGAUGGCUCUAUACGUGGCCAUCAACUACGGCAUUUUGUAUCUCUUUUUUACUACCAUGACCUUCACCUUCGUAGGAACGUACCAUUUCUCAUCUGGCGCAAGCGGCGUUUCAUUUGUGGGUAUCGGCGUCGGAAUGAUGGUCGGAAUGGCAGCAAUGGGAAUAAUGUCGGACAAACUCAUCAAGAAAGCUCAAGCCAACGGCGAGGUUAUAACACCUGAGCACCGCCUCCCGAUCGUCCUCACUCUCCCAGGUGCAAUCUCCAUGCCAAUCGGUAUAUUCAUCUACGGGUGGUCAGCAUACUACGGCGUACAUUGGAUCGUUCCCAUCAUCGGCACAGCAUUCAUCGGCGUCGGCAACCUCACUGCCCUGAUGACUAUUCAAACAUACCUCGUAGACGCCUUUACCGUGCACGCCGCCAGCGCCAUCGCUGCAAACACAGUCCUGCGCUCCAUCUUCGGCGCUGUCCUUCCCCUCAUCGGCCUCGACAUGUACGACGCGCUAGGUUUGGGCUGGGGCAAUUCGCUGCUCGGAUUUAUUGCUCUAGCUUUCAUCCCCGUACCGGUGCUAUUCAAGUUCUACGGCCAGCGGAUACGCACGAACCCCAGGUUCCGCAUCAACUUCUAAGGGCUCCAUACACCCUACAUUUGUGUUUUGCAUUGCGUGGCGUUUGAUAUUUCAAGAGGUCCUAAGACCUCCCGGCAUACCCUUUUCCUUCAAUACAUC